Dermatophagoides farinae (American house dust mite) is the source of this 1243-nucleotide messenger RNA. RefSeq names its product methylglutaconyl-CoA hydratase, mitochondrial. NCBI's taxonomy places the organism in Eukaryota, Metazoa, Arthropoda, Arachnida, Sarcoptiformes, Pyroglyphidae. Gene Ontology annotation, biological process: fatty acid beta-oxidation. The record is from RefSeq and is a predicted model, not a curated record. Gene Ontology annotation, molecular function: catalytic activity. Gene Ontology annotation, cellular component: mitochondrion.
GUAUUUUUUUUUUUUAAUACAGCGUUGAAUGAUUGAAAAAGUUUGAUAAUUGAGUUUCUGACUGUAUAUACUGAAUGAACAUUAUAUUUUGGUGUCUUAGAAACGUAAGAAAAUUUUGAUUUUCUUGUACAUGAUCAUUGUUGAAUUAUUCGGACAAUUCAGAUUCUGAUCGAUGUGAUAAUCAAACAUUAUUGGCUCUCUCUCUCUCUCUUUCUCUUUAAUCGAAUAUAAAACAAUCAUGACACAAAUAAUGAAACAUUUUUUGCUCAAUAAUCAAUCAUCGAUACGAAAAUUGAUUUCAUUAUCCAAUAAACCGACAUCAUUGUCAUCGAUUCGUACCGUGAUUGCUACAUCAUUUACAUCACAACGUGAUGAUGAAGUUUUCAUGAGUCGUCUUUCGGGUGAACAUAAUGGAAUUGUUGUUCUAUCGUUGAAUCGACCAAAAGCGGCAAAUUCAUUGAGUAAAUCAUUGGUUCGAGCAUUGAACAAUAGUAUCUAUCAAUUGGCAAAAGAUGAUGAGAUUCGUGUAUUGAUCAUUCGUUCAGUAGUACCUGGUGUAUUUUGUGCCGGUGCCGAUCUUAGAGAACGUGCUUCAAUGCAUAUAAAAGAGGUUCCAUUAUUUGUUUCGAAAUUACGUUCGAUUUCAAGCGCUAUAGCAGAUUUUCCACAUCCAACCAUAGCCGCAAUCGAUGGUGCAGCAUUAGGUGGUGGUCUCGAAUAUGCACUUGCAGCCGAUCUUCGUGUUGCAUCAAUGAAUGCCAAAUUGGGUCUUGUUGAAACAAAAUUGGCCAUCAUUCCUGGUGCUGGUGGUACACAACGAUUACCACGUAUGAUUCCUGCACAUAUAGCCAAAGAAUUAAUAUUUACUGGACGUAUCAUUGAUGGUCAGCAAGCAUUUCAAUAUGGAAUGGUUAAUUAUGUUGUACCACAGAAUCAAACACAUGAUGCUGCCUAUCAACGUUCGGUAUCAUUGGCUGAAGAAAUGUUACAAACAGGACCUAUUGCAUUGAAAGCAGCUAAAAUGGCUAUUAAUCGUGGAUCAGAAGUGGAUAUUAAUACCGGACUAGCUAUUGAAGGCGCUUGCUAUCAACAAUGUGUACAAACAAAAGAUCGAAUCGAAGGUUUACAAGCGUUCCAAGAGAAAAGGCCACCCAAUUAUCAAGGAGAAUGAAAUCAAAAUCAAUGAAUUCCAUUUAUCCUGAAUGAAUGAUGAUUUUUCAUUCAUUUUUUUCAAAUUUGAAAA